Molecule: messenger RNA, 2991 nt
Organism: Brenthis ino (lesser marbled fritillary)
Lineage: Eukaryota; Metazoa; Arthropoda; Insecta; Lepidoptera; Nymphalidae
Source: the annotation of a GenBank genome assembly
AUGCUUAAGCAGGUGCAGUACUGUGGUACAGUUUUCUUUCUCUUAACAUUAGUUUACAUUACUAGGAUAGUUUUAAGUGAAAUAUUUGAAGAUGAAAGCUCAGAGGUCGAUGAGUGGCUGGAGCAGAACGAUCUUGGAGAUUACAAAAAGUUGUUUAAGGAUUUGGUUAACAAUAACACUGUUUUUGGCUUCAAUAUGUGGCAAUUCGAGGAUUCCGAGAUUUGCUCAAUCGGGAUGAUCCAUCCUUCGCACAGUCGCCACUCGGGACUGUCACUAUUGUCUGGCAUGUCUACGUUUUCAGGAAUAUCCACACUAUCAGGAUGCGGGUCGCCAGAGAAUAUGGAAAGGUUACCGGAGUUGCCUGCGUCGGAAGAGAGGAGGCUGCGAAGGGCGGCACACGUGCUGCAGCAGAGACUGGUCCUGCGACAGUGGUUGGCCACGCAUAAAUUACAACACGCUUAUUCAAAGUUGCUCAGCCUGGACGUAUCCUCCCUCGAAGAUGUGUACUGGCUCGAGGACACGACGGCGCGCCACGUCAUUGACGCGAAAGACUUCAGCGCAUGGUCGGCGGCGCGCCAGAGCCUGCCCACCGGCAAGGAGGCGCUGCAAACCCUCAAGUCGGACCUGUGGAGCGCUGUCGUUAAGAGCAGCAAGCACCAAGAUGCUUGGACUUGGGGCGGCAUGCUGGUGGUGUCCAUCUCGGUGUGCGGGCUGGUGACGCUGGCGGCCAUGACGCAGCCGUCGCUGGCGCCCGAGGCCAAGCACUCGCUGCUGCAGUACGUCACCGGCAAAUACCUGCACCCGCCCAGUUGUAAGGUGGAAUGGGGUUGGGAGGAGCCUCAGCCCGUGGGGGAGACCAUGUGCUUCACGGUGUACUGCUACCAGCGCAACGGCCAGCCCUACCCCAUCUGCGACACCGACGAGCUCGUGGUCAACAUCUCCCACGGGACUAGGAAGAUCGCGGCGGUGGUGGAGCUGGGCUCGGGCGACCCGGCGCGCGCGCACACGGCGCGCGUGCAGUUCACCGUGCGCAGCGCCGGCCUCUAUGUCAUACACGUACUCAUCGGCGGGCAGAGCGGGUGCGGCGGGCCGGCGCGCAAGUGGUUCGCGGCGGGGCGGCCGGAGGCGCGGCGCUCGCGCGUGGGGCGCGCGCCCGCCGCGCUGGUGUGCACGGCGGGCCGCGCGCGCCGCCUGCACGUGCACCCGCGCGACCGCUACGACAACCCCGCGCCGCUCGACCGCCCCGCCGACCAGGGCUUCUCCAUAGACAUCAGCCCGCUGGACGGGGAGGGCGGGGAGGGCGGCGAGGGCGGGGAGGGCGCGGAGGGGUGCGCCGCCACGUUCGAGUACGACGCGGUGAACCAGCGCGUGAGCGUGGCGCUGAGCUUCGCGGCGGCCGGCGUGUUCCGCGCCGCGCUGCGCUACGACGGCGCGCUGCUGCACAACGGCGAGUUCGACUGCAUCGUGCUCACGCCGGGCGACGCGGCCACGGUGCAGCGCGGGCUGGGCGCGCGGCGCGGCGCGUGCUACGAGGCGCGGCUGCUGGGCGCGCGCGCGCGCCGCGUGCUGCUCGUGCUCAGCGCCAAGCAGCUGCUGGUCAAGGACUACUUCCUGCGCUUCAUCCCCAAGCGCAUCACCUCCUUCCGUCUCUGCCCCUCCACCAAGCUGGUCCUGAGCCCGCGCGCGCGCGGCGCGGCGCCCGGCGGCGAGCUCACGCUGGAGGACGGCGUGCAGCCGGCGCUGCGGCUGUGGGCGGCGCAGCGCGACCUGCUGGCCGCCACCUUCACGCAGCUGCUGGUGGCCAACUGCGGCGGCGAGGACUGCUUCAAGAACAAGCAGGACUUCUUCUACAGCGAGGUGCGCAAGGCGCACGCGCGGCACCCGCACGAGCGCCUGGCGCUGCGCGUGCGGCGCGCCGACCUGCUGCGCUCCAGCCUGCGCGCCACGCGCCACUUCGCGCCGGCGGACUGGUGCCGCAGCUUCGACGUCAGCUUCGAGGGCGAGCAGGGCGUGGACUGGGGCGGCGUGCGGCGCGAGUGGUUCUCGCUGCUGUGCGCGCAGCUGUUCGACGCGCGCGCCGGCCUCUUCGCCGCCGCGCAGGACGCGCCCGCCGGCCUCGUGCGCCCCAACCCCGCGCCCGACCGCCCGCCGCACCUCAAGCUGAAGCACUUCGAGUUCGCGGGCAAGGUGGUGGGCAAGUGCCUGUACGAGAGCGCGCUGGGCGGCGCCUACCGCCAGCUGGUGCGCGCGCGCCUGGCGCGCUCCUUCCUCGCGCAGCUCAUCGGCCUGCGCGUGCACUACAAGUACUUCGAGCAGGACGACCCGGAGCUGUACCUGUCGAAGAUCAAGUACAUCCUGGAGACGGACCUGGACGCGGAGGACGUGCCCGAGAUCUACUUCGCGGACGACGUGUACGACCGCGCCGGCCGCCUCGUGUGCACGCGCGACCUCGUGCCCGGCGGCGCCGCCAUACGCGUGCGCAACAGCAGCAAGCUGCAGUACCUGGACGCGCUGGCGCAGUGGCGGCUGGCGGCGCGCGCGCGCGCGGAGACCGACGCCUUCCUGCGCGGGCUGGCGCUGCUCGUGCCCGACCACCUGCUCGCCAUCUUCGACGAGAACGAGCUGGAGCUGCUGAUGUGCGGCACGGAGGAGGUGUGCGUGGCGGACUGGCGCGCGCACGCGCUGGUGGGCGGCGCGGGGCGCGAGUGGCGGCGGCGCCUGGCCUGGCUGUGGGCGGCCGUGGGCAGCUUCAGCGCCGAGGAGCGCGCGCGCCUGCUGCAGUUCACCACGGGCUGCGCGCAGCUGCCGCCCGGCGGCUUCCGCGACCUCAGCCCGCGCUUCCAGAUCACGCCCGCGCCCACCUUCGGCGCGCUGCCCACCGCGCACACCUGCUUCAACCAGCUCUGCCUGCCCGACUACGACUCCUACGAGCAGCUCGUGCGCGCGCUGCUGUGGGCCAUCAACGAGGGCGGCGAGGGCUUCGGCAUGAUA